GGGCCAUUAGCAUUAGCAAUCGUCUAAAGAGGGCUCACUUCCGGUCUCGUAUCAGCUCGAGAGCUUCACAAUAAAGUAAUAUUUGAAUGCCCUGUUUUUGUUUGGAAACAUCCCGCCAGAUUUCACUCGGAAGUGGUCACCGGAAGAACGUGUUAAACCACUUUGCGCUGAUUCCGAUUGGUUUACAAGACUGCUAAAGUAUUCUCUGAUAGGCUGGAGAGCCGACAGCAGGCUUGUGUACUAUUUUCUUGUUCUCCACUGUCCUGUUGAGAAGAUUCCUCCAAAGCGUGGUGUCUGACAAAACCAGCUGCUUCAUUGCCAACAUGCAUGUGAUUAAACGAGAUGGGCGCCAUGAGGCAGUUAGUUUUGAUAAAAUCACCUCUCGCAUCCAGAAGCUAUGUUAUGGACUCAACGGUGACUUUGUGGACCCUGCCCAGAUUACGAAGAAGGUGAUCGAGGGUCUGUACAGUGGAGUCACCACCGUGGAGCUGGACACUCUGGGCGCAGAGACUACUGCAACCCUCACCACUAAACAUCCUGACUAUGCUGUCCUGGCUGCAAGGAUUGCUGUUUCAAACCUGCAUAAGGAAACCAAGAAAGUAUUCAGUGAUGUGAUGGAAGACUUGUACAACUAUGUCAACCCUUUAAACAAACGUCACUCGCCUAUGAUCUCCAAAGAGACACUCGACAUCGUUCUGGAAAACAAGGCUCGCCUCAACUCAGCCAUCAUUUACGACAGAGACUUUUCUUACAACUUCUUUGGCUUUAAGACUUUGGAGCGGUCGUAUUUGCUGAAGAUCAAUGGAAAAGUUGCUGAGAGACCCCAGCACAUGCUAAUGAGGGUGGCUGUCGGGAUUCAUAAAAGAGACAUUGAAGCAGCUAUUGAAACUUACAACUUGCUGUCAGAGAAGUGGUUCACCCAUGCCUCCCCUACCCUGUUCAACGCAGGCACAAACCGGCCACAGCUGUCCAGUUGCUUCUUGCUUGCCAUGAGGGAUGACAGCAUUGACGGUAUUUACGACACGCUGAAACAGUGUGCCCUAGUCUCCAAAUCAGCUGGAGGCAUCGGACUGGCAGUGAGCUGCAUUAGAGCAACAGGCAGCUACAUUGCAGGGACAAAUGGCACCUCUAAUGGGCUGGUUCCCAUGCUACGAGUUUACAACAACACGGCACGUUAUGUGGACCAGGGUGGCAACAAGAGACCUGGGGCCUUUGCCGUCUACCUGGAGCCAUGGCACUCUGAUGUGUUUGAGUUUUUGGAGUUGAAGAAGAACACAGGUAAAGAGGAGCAAAGGGCCAGAGACCUAUUCUUUGCUCUGUGGAUCCCAGACCUUUUUAUGAAACGUGUGGAAAGCAAUCAGGACUGGUCUUUGAUGUGUCCCAGUGAAUGUCCAGGGUUGGAUGAGUGCUGGGGAGAGGAGUUUGAGAAUCUCUACACUCGGUAUGAGAAGGAGGGGAGGGCUAAGCGUGUGGUGAAGGCUCAGCAGCUGUGGUACGCCAUCAUCGAGUCACAGACAGAAACUGGCACUCCAUACAUGCUCUACAAGGACGCCUGCAACAGGAAGACUAACCAACAAAAUCUUGGCACCAUCAAAUCCAGCAAUCUGUGCACAGAGAUUGUAGAGUACACAAGCAAAGAUGAGGUCGCAGUGUGUAACCUGGCGUCCAUUGCGCUCAACAUGUAUGUCACCCCAGAGAAGACCUUUGACUUCAAAAAGCUUGCAUCUGUUACCAAAGUUAUUGUCAAGAACCUGAACAAGAUCAUCAACAUCAACUACUACCCAGUACCUGAGGCUGAAAGGUCCAACAUGCGUCACAGGCCAAUAGGAAUUGGUGUGCAAGGCCUGGCUGAUGCCUUUAUCCUUAUGCGCUAUCCAUUUGAAAGCCCAGAGGCUCAGCUACUCAACAUUCAGAUCUUUGAGACAAUCUACUAUGCUGCACUGGAGGCCAGUUGUGAACUAGCAGCAGAAUUUGGCCCUUAUGAAACCUACAGUGGCUCUCCUGUCAGCAAGGGAAUCCUUCAAUAUGACAUGUGGGGUAAAACGCCAACUGAUUUAUGGGACUGGACAGCACUGAAGGAGAAAAUUGCCAAGCACGGUGUAAGGAACAGCCUCCUUUUGGCCCCAAUGCCUACAGCUUCCACUGCUCAGAUCCUGGGCAAUAACGAAUCCAUUGAGGCAUACACCAGCAACAUCUACACUCGCAGGGUGCUGUCAGGAGAGUUCCAGAUUGUAAAUCCUCACCUGCUGAAGGAUCUCACAGAAAGAGGACUGUGGAAUGAUGACAUGAAGAACCAGCUGAUUGCUCAGAAUGGCUCCAUACAGGAUAUCAAAGAGAUCCCUGAUGAUCUAAAGCAGCUGUAUAAAACUGUCUGGGAAAUCUCCCAGAAGACUGUGCUCAAGAUGGCAGCGGAUCGCGGUGCUUACAUCGACCAAAGCCAGUCUCUUAACAUUCACAUUGCUGAACCAAACUAUGGAAAACUCACCAGCAUGCACUUCUAUGGUUGGAAGCUGGGUCUGAAAACUGGCAUGUACUACUUGCGAACGAAGCCAGCUGCCAACCCUAUUCAGUUCACUCUCAACAAGGAGAAAUUAAAGGAGACUCAGUCGGCCAAAGGUGUGGAGGAGGAGACUAAAGAGCGCAACACUGCGGCCAUGGUCUGCUCUUUGGCAAAUAAAGACGAAUGCCUUAUGUGUGGUUCCUAAGUAUAGUGUCUAAACCCCAACCAAGCUCACUCUUUGACUAUCAACCUCCCAAAUGAAAAUGUAUUUUCAUGCUUAUUUUGUACAUGAUUUUGUAACUAGUAUUUUAAAUGUCUAUAAAUCACAAAUUUUGCAGUUUAUAUUUAACAUUAACUCGGUUGUCAUUAUGAAGUGUUUUAUGAUCAUGAUGUUUUUAUGGCAUUUUUAGGGUUGAAUUCAUGAAUUUCAUGCAGUUUUGUGUUUUUAAA
This is a messenger RNA of Melanotaenia boesemani (Boeseman's rainbowfish), 2950 nucleotides long. Its product is annotated as ribonucleoside-diphosphate reductase large subunit-like. The transcript is spliced from 21 exons. NCBI's taxonomy places the organism in Eukaryota, Metazoa, Chordata, Actinopteri, Atheriniformes, Melanotaeniidae. Gene Ontology annotation, molecular function: ribonucleoside-diphosphate reductase activity, thioredoxin disulfide as acceptor; ATP binding. Gene Ontology annotation, biological process: deoxyribonucleotide biosynthetic process; DNA replication. The coding region runs from base 324 to 2705 and encodes 793 amino acids. Gene Ontology annotation, cellular component: ribonucleoside-diphosphate reductase complex. The record is from RefSeq and is a predicted model, not a curated record.